AUGAUGGCGCGUCUCAAGCGCGCAGUAGCCGACUUCGUAGGGUGUUCGGAGGUGCUCUUCAAGAGGCUCAUGGAUACUGUCCGCAUCGAAGAGAUGUGGUUCUACAUGACGCGCGUCAAGCGAACGUUUUACCUGGCCUCCACUGAAGAGCCGCAUCGCCAGUCUGCUCGACCGCACUGGGAUGACGAUACUGGCAAGUGGUUCGAUGGGAAGAUCGGAACUUGGCAUUUCACGGAAAUGGUGCCUGCUCAGCGCACGAGUCGCAAUUGCCCUGCAGGAACCAGGGAGUUGAAGACGAAGAUAGUCGGCAAGUCAGCAUACCGGAAAAUGGUUACCGACAAUAUAGGCGUCGUGGAAGAAGUGGACAUUGAGACAUUGGACAACAACUUCAUGACUCUGCAGUCAUACAUGCAAGAGGUGAUCAAGGCGGUCGGUGACAACAACUACAAGAUCCCGCACAUGGCGAAGAUGAAGUUUGCCUAA
Molecule: messenger RNA, 483 nt
Organism: Aphanomyces invadans
Lineage: Eukaryota; Oomycota; Saprolegniomycetes; Saprolegniales; Verrucalvaceae
Exons: 3
Coding region: 1-483 (160 amino acids)
Source: RefSeq, a predicted model, not a curated record